AUGGCCAGGUAUCACGACGAGAAUGCAGAGGCGGCUGAUGACGUGGGACGUCACGACUGCCAUUUAGGACACCCGGCGAGCCGCAUGCAUGACCACCUCGACACCGUGCUUGUGCGAGUCUGGCCGGGGAGGCUCAGGAAAGAUGUCUUCCACACGGAGAGCCGCAUUGUUUCGGUGCUUGAGGCGGCCCGCACACAAGGCACGAUGGAGAGGGUGAGAAAGCCAUCUGUCUCAAGGAGAGAAGCCGAUCCAACCCAGCAUGUUUCGCGCAUCAUCGGACGAGAGCGCUUGGCGGGCGCUCGACGGGCGCUCGAGGAAGUGACGGCGAAUAGCACAACGCAGCCGACCAGCCGCCCCGACUCGCUGGACGUCAGACCGAAGAUCAAGCACACCCAAGGGGGCUCUUUAAAUUUUUGA
Molecule: messenger RNA, 417 nt
Organism: Verticillium alfalfae VaMs.102
Lineage: Eukaryota; Fungi; Ascomycota; Sordariomycetes; Glomerellales; Plectosphaerellaceae
Exons: 4
Coding region: 1-417 (138 amino acids)
Source: RefSeq, a predicted model, not a curated record